AUGCUCCCAAAACAAGCCACGAGCACGCUUGAGGGCGUCCACGAGCCGAUUCUUCUUAAAGACUCGCACGAGACUCGCCCCAUGUGGGUUUCUCCUGACGGGGUGAUCAUUCUCGAGAUGCACUCUCUUUUGAGCCAGCAGGCGCAGGACUUUCUAAUAGCCAUAGCAGAGCCUGUGACGCGCCCUGCGAACAUGCACGAGUACCGGAUGACUGCGUACUCUCUGUACGCUGCAGCGAGUGUGGGGCUGAAAACAGAGGACAUCAUCGACACGAUGGACCGGUUCAGCAAGAACAAAGUCCCGCUGAGCAUACUGAACUUCAUACGCUCGUGCACGACGAGCUACGGGAAGAUCAAAAUGGUGAUUCGCCAGGGGAGAUACUUCAUCGAGUCGCAGGACAACCAGAAUAUAUCCUUUCUCUACCGAGACUCUGUGAUUCAGUCGAUAUCCAUCCCCGUGCAGGAGGAGAAGAAGGCAAUUGUCUCCUUCGAAAUUGAGAGGGCGAAGGUGGAGCUGGCAAAGAAAAGGUGCAUAGAGUUGGACUAUCCCCUGAUCGAGGAGUACGACUUUCGGACGGAAAACACGCUGCCUCUCCUGGAGAUAGACCUGAAGCCGUCGACCUCUAUCCGGACGUACCAGGAGUUCAGCCUGAACAAAAUGUUUGGAAACGGCCGGGCAAGGUCCGGGAUAAUUGUGCUUCCGUGCGGGGCUGGGAAGACUCUUGUGGGAAUAGUCGCACUCUGCACGAUGAAGAGGUCGUGCCUGAUUCUGUGCACGACGUCCGUCUCCGUCGAGCAGUGGCGGCAGCAGGUGAAGCACUUCACAAACGUAAAGGACGAGGCAAUUGCGAUUCUCACGUCUGAGACCAAGGAGAAGUUCUCGGGGCAGGCAGGGAUAGUCGUCAGCACGUACACGAUGGUUUCCUACAGCGGGAAGCGGUCGUACGAGACGCAGAAAAUCAUGGACUUUCUCACAAGCACGGAGUGGGGCCUGGUGAUCUUUGACGAGGUCCAUGUCGUGCCUGCGAACAUGUUCAGGCGCGUUGUUUCGACAAUUAUAUCGCACUGCAAGCUGGGCCUGACAGCGACUCUUGUGAGGGAGGACGAGAAAAUAGAAGACCUCAACUUUCUGAUAGGCCCGAAGCUGUACGAAGCAGACUGGCUCAGCCUGAGCGCGCAGGGCCACAUUUCGAAAGUCAGCUGCACGGAGGUAUGGUGCAAAAUGACGGGGGAUUUCUACAAGCAGUACCUGAUAGCGGACAUCCGCAAAAAAAGGAUUCUUGCAACGAUGAACCCCACGAAGAUCCAGAUGUGCGAGUUUAUCAUCAACAAGCACGAGGCACUGGGGGAUAAAAUCAUCGUCUUUUCCGAUAACGUCUACACCCUCAAGGCGUACGCCCUGAAGUUUGGCCGUCCUUUCAUAUACGGCCCAACAGGACAGGCCGAGAGAAUGCACAUUCUGAACCAGUUCCGGACAAAUCCGAAGAUAAACACAAUCUUCCUCUCUAAGGUCGGAGACACGUCGAUCGACCUCCCGGAGGCGACCUGCCUCAUACAAAUCUCCGGACACUUUGGGAGCAGGCGCCAGGAGACGCAGAGGCUGGGCCGGAUCCUGCGAGCGAAAAGAAGAACGGACGAAGGAUUCACCGCGUACUUCUACACCCUUGUAAGCAUGGACACGGAGGAAGUCCCGUACUCCACGAGGAGGCGGCAGUUCCUGAUCGAUCAGGGAUACUCGUUCAAGAUUGCGGAGGAGUCGGAGCUCAUGGACGAGAGUGCAGUCACUGCGUACAAGACGCGCACCGAGCAGAAUGAGCUCCUGGCGUCGAUCCUCAUGGCGUCCGAGAGGGAGAUGCAGACGGAGUCGGAGGACGACGAGGAGAUUGAGAGGGCCGAGAAAAAAGUCUCCAGCAAGAAGCUCUCGGGGCCUGCCCACUUAACGUACACGGAAAAGAAAAGCCCCAGGUAG
Molecule: messenger RNA, 1968 nt
Organism: Nematocida major
Lineage: Eukaryota; Fungi; Microsporidia
Product: DNA excision repair protein ERCC-3
Exons: 1
Coding region: 1-1968 (655 amino acids)
Biological process (GO): nucleotide-excision repair; transcription initiation at RNA polymerase II promoter
Cellular component (GO): transcription factor TFIIH holo complex; nucleotide-excision repair factor 3 complex; transcription preinitiation complex
Molecular function (GO): ATP binding; DNA binding; 3'-5' DNA helicase activity
Source: RefSeq, a predicted model, not a curated record